UGUUGUUCUUCUGGCCCUGCCUGCGCGAAAAAGCUCGAACAGUCACAUCGAUCUUCAGAAUGGCGAUUCCACCGCUGAAAAUCGCGCACCGGAUUCGUCCGAAGUCUAUGAAGUUGAGAUGCAUUCAAGAAGCUCCUGGUCGAGUCGAGAAGCUCCGCGUGAUGCUCGGAGGUCUAAUCCGACACGAACGGAUUGAACUCAAUAGCCAUCGUGCCGCUGAAACUCGCGAUUACGCAGAAAGGCUCAUCCAAGACGCAGUCCUAUAUGGUCCCCACCACAAGCGAUCGAUGGAGAUGGCCAGUUUCUGGCUCAAGGAGAAAGAGCUGGUCCACAAGCUGUUCAAAGUUAUCGCCCCAAGACUCGAGAACGAAACUCGUGGUUUCACGAAGAUAUGGGUCCUGGCCGAUCCGGAGAAAACGAGUUAUGAACCGGGAGGUCUUCCUGGUGUCCACUAUAAGAACGAUUGGGUUGCCUUAGAGAUCAAGAAUAACCCGCUACCCCCUAUACGACCUAAUCCGACCCCUCAUAGGAGCUUGUACAUCCCGAAUCUUCUUCUUGCGGCCGCAGCGGCAAGCAUUGCAUAGCUUCUAGUAGACGAAUAAAAUCGAAUGAGUUUCUAUUCUCGU
Molecule: messenger RNA, 626 nt
Organism: Galendromus occidentalis (western predatory mite)
Lineage: Eukaryota; Metazoa; Arthropoda; Arachnida; Mesostigmata; Phytoseiidae
Gene: mRpL17
Product: mitochondrial ribosomal protein L17
Exons: 3
Coding region: 60-584 (174 amino acids)
Biological process (GO): translation
Cellular component (GO): mitochondrial large ribosomal subunit; ribosome
Molecular function (GO): structural constituent of ribosome
Source: RefSeq, a predicted model, not a curated record